Talaromyces stipitatus ATCC 10500 is the source of this 915-nucleotide messenger RNA. RefSeq lists its product as uncharacterized. NCBI's taxonomy places the organism in Eukaryota, Fungi, Ascomycota, Eurotiomycetes, Eurotiales, Trichocomaceae. The record is from RefSeq and is a predicted model, not a curated record. The coding region runs from base 1 to 915 and encodes 304 amino acids. Gene Ontology annotation, molecular function: alcohol dehydrogenase (NAD+) activity; metal ion binding. The transcript has 3 exons. Gene Ontology annotation, cellular component: mitochondrion.
AUGGUAGUGAUGCCGGUUCCGGCAUUGAUAGUACUUACCCCCAAUUUCUCUAUAGAUGGAGUAUAUAGCAAGGUCCAUGUUUACAUGGCACUGCGCACAAACCCCUACCUCAACCAACUCGAAGCAGCCCUGGGUGACAACCAUGCCGGCACUUGGAUUGGCAUCCGUCCACAUACAUUUUGGGACGACCUCGUGCCUAUUGUCAACGAUAUUCGUGCCAAAAAGGUAGACAUCGUUGUUACCCUUGGCGGCACCUCCAUCGUCGAUGGCGCAAAAGCCAUUACAUACGCUCUCGCCAACAAUGUCCGACCUGUCGAGGACAUGCGCACCAUCGUUAACCCUUCUCCUGACGACAUCGCUCGCCAGGACAAGUUUCUGCAACGCGAUGGCAUUGGCAAUGCACCUACUGUGCCACUGAUCUUCAUCCCAACCUCUCUCUCUGGGGGUGAAUACUUCAAAUUCUCUGGGGCACCAACGCAUAAUGAAGGGUGCCUCCCCCACGGCAUCGGAUAUCAAUUGGGGCCCCUCGGAGUAGGACGUGGGCAUACUAGUUGCAUAAUGCUACCGGCAGUGAUGAAGUGGAAUGUGGCAAGAGCUUCUGAAGCGCAGAAUGAUAUUCUGGGACAGCAGGAGAAACUGAAGAGGGUCUUUCUUGCGGAAGAGAGCGUUACAUCAGUGUUGCGGGAAGCAAACAUUGAUGUAAAGACGUGCGAUGUCGGAGACAUCCUCCGCGCGGUAUUCAACAAAUUGCGCAUGCCAGCUACGCUGGAGGUCGGUGUCGGCAGGGACAGAUUUGGCACGCUGGCAAGAAACAGUUUGAACGAUGCAUUUUUGCCUACUAACCCCGUGCCAUUGUUGGAGAAGGAUGUGGAUAAGGUUUUGGAAAUUCUUGAAUUGGUUGCUGGUGACGCAUGA